UACUACUACUACUACUACUACCAGACGCCUCCUCGCCGGCCGCGCCGCUCCCAACCCCGCACGCUUCUCUUCUCCCUCUCCUCCGAUGGCGACGCUGCAGCUCAACCACAUCGCGCGGGAGACCUCCGACGUGGCCCGCCUCGCGGCCUUCUACGAGGCCGUGCUGGGGUUCGAGCGCGUGCCUUCCCCGACCUACUCGGGCUUCCAGGUCGCCUGGCUUCGCCUCCCGGGCUCCCCCGACGUCGCGCUUCACCUCAUCGAGCGGGACCCGGCCGCGGCCCCCGUCGCGGUGGGGCCCGGCGCCGAGGGCGCGCCGCCGUCGCAGCUGCCCCGGCGCCACCACCUGGCCUUCUCCGUCGCCGACUACGACGGGUUCGUGACCGGGCUCAAGGCGCGCGGCACCGAGCUGUUCGAGAAGACGCAGCCCGACGGGCGCACGCGCCAGGUCUUCUUCUUCGACCCCGACGGCAAUGGCCUAGAAGUUACUAGCUCAGCUGCAGGCCGUGAUAAGUAAUUAGAGAGCAUGAUGUGCUAGCUACUUCUGCUUUAGCCUGCAAUGUAAAUCGAAGAUGUUACCAGACCAAGCUUCGUUGCGAUAAAUAAAUCCGAAGCUUACAAAGAAACGUAUAUUUGCUUUCCUAUGUUGUAACAUGACUCUGUUCGCGACUGGACUCUACUGUAUGACAAAUGCUUGUCAGUUUCGGAUCAAUGGUUGUAGUUCGAGAAAAAUUAAUAAAUGGUUGAUUCUGUGUCUAA
Panicum hallii is the source of this 756-nucleotide messenger RNA. RefSeq lists its product as uncharacterized. The transcript is spliced from 3 exons. Lineage: Eukaryota; Viridiplantae; Streptophyta; Magnoliopsida; Poales; Poaceae. The coding region runs from base 86 to 514 and encodes 142 amino acids. The record is from RefSeq and is a predicted model, not a curated record.